AGCCCGAUCCCUACGAGUUUUUUAAAUCCUCUUAGCAAUGUUAAAUUUAGGUUAUAUUUCCUUUUUAAAAACUUACAAUCAGUACAAUUUCAAUAAACAAUUAUACACCCUCUUACAAAAAUGUACAAAUACAACGUCUGUACGACAGGUAUCACAUAAAAACAAACCAACACCUCUAGCACCACUAACAUUCAAUGAGACCUUAAAUUAUAGACGAAACCAGGCAAAACGUAGCAUCUUAGUUCAAGUGCAAUCGAUGGAGUCCUAUAAGGAGCUCUAUUCGUAUAUUUCGACAUUGGGGAACGUUCAUGAAAUGCUGCACUAUGUGACUUCAACUGAUCAGUUGCAUUUUAUCAUCGUGGAAUUCGAUAAUGAAGAGCAAGUAUCUAAUAUAAUCCAGAACAGUUCCCACAUAAAUUCCGGCGAAAGCUUUCCGAUUCAUUCUAAUUUCUUAUGGUUUAAGGCAACAAAUCGUAAGAACUCCAAGUUAAAAAUACCAAAGAAUUUUAAGUUGGGAAUGGAAAAUGGAAAUCAAAUACCUUCGAAGAACGAAAUAUGCAAUUUACUGCUUGGACAGGAUAAUACGAAUCAUCAAAUUCAAACACUUCACGAUGUUACCAAGCUGAAUGACGUUGCGACACGAUUGAGGUUUUUAACCACGCGACAGGUUGAAUUGUCAGUGGCCGGUAUGUUUCCGAAUGCGGUUGCUUACCCGUUUGGCUCGUCGGUUAAUGGAUUUGGAAAGAUGGGUUGCGAUCUGGAUAUAGUUUUCAGACUUGCGGAGGAACAGACUAAAAGUGACAGUCGUCUAAUUUUCCACUGUAAAGCGAAUAACUUAUAUGAGAGAUCAAUAACGCAUAGGCACAUGGAAGUUGUCGGUGACGUGUUACAAUUGUUUCUACCUGGGUGUACACAAAUUAGAAAGAUCCUACAAGCCCGUGUUCCAAUUAUAAAAUAUUACCAGCAAUUUACCGACGUUGAGUGCGAUUUAUCAAUGAGUAAUAUGUCUGGCGUGUGCAUGUCUGAUCUUUUACAUCUCUAUGGCUCAAUCGAUGCACGUGUACGUCCGUUAGUCUUCACAGUACGGAAAUGGGCGCAAGAAGUGGGAAUUACUAACUCCUCUCCGGGCAGAUGGAUUUCCAAUUUCUCACUUACUUUACUAGUCUUGGCAUUUCUCCAGCAGCCAAACAAUGCUCCGCCAGUUCUGCCGUCGGUCCACCACGUCUUACAGCAAAUUGGACUUAAGUGUGAAAACGUGUUAGAAGAAACCCUACAAUUUUCCUUCUCGGAAAGCGGGAAAACCCUGAAAUUCAAAUCUUCCAACACUGACGACUUAGAAACGUUACUAAAACAAUUUUUCAAUUUUUAUUCUUCCUUCGACUUCUCUUCAAAAGCCAUAAGUUUAAAUGAAGCAAUUUCGAUCACAAAACCUGAAUACAGUCCCCUCUACAUAGUCAACCCACUGGAACGGGGACUGAACGUUAGUAAGAAUGUUAGCCUGGACGAACUGGAGAAAUUCAGAUAUGAGAUUAGGAAUGCCCUGUGGGUACUUGAAUCCAAUCAAGGAAAAAGUAAUUCGAAUUGGGGUUUAUUGGAAAUGUUCCAAACGAAGAGAAAGUCGUUUCAGUCCAACUACCAUUCUUUCAGACAUGAUCGGUUAAUGGAGGUUAGUAAGUUAUUUGAAGAAGAUUCGAAUGGUCAAGAAAAUUCAAAAGAAACCAAUAAAGACUCUUAUCAAUAUGAAAAAGCGAAUAGGUAGUAUUUGUUCUAACUUAAUAUUUGUACAUAAUAUUAAACAAAUAGCUCUUUUAACA
Photinus pyralis (common eastern firefly) is the source of this 1814-nucleotide messenger RNA. It is a transcript of the gene MTPAP, whose product is annotated as poly(A) RNA polymerase, mitochondrial. The record is from RefSeq and is a predicted model, not a curated record. Gene Ontology annotation, biological process: mitochondrial mRNA polyadenylation. Lineage: Eukaryota; Metazoa; Arthropoda; Insecta; Coleoptera; Lampyridae. Gene Ontology annotation, molecular function: poly(A) RNA polymerase activity. Bases 38 to 1759 code for a protein of 573 amino acids. The transcript has 7 exons.